Messenger RNA from Hypomesus transpacificus, 5507 nucleotides. RefSeq names its product regulator of G-protein signaling 3-like. Lineage: Eukaryota; Metazoa; Chordata; Actinopteri; Osmeriformes; Osmeridae. Gene Ontology annotation, biological process: signal transduction. Gene Ontology annotation, cellular component: nucleus; plasma membrane. The record is from RefSeq and is a predicted model, not a curated record. Gene Ontology annotation, molecular function: protein binding.
CAGGGUCGCAGGUCAGAGUAGCCCUCAUCAAGAAGACAUCUGGAAGGUGGAAGCCCAUCGUGGGGGACAUGACUGGAGAUCCACCCUGGGGGAGGCUGACCCCCGUGGAGAACGUUCCUGCAGGCGUGCCUACAAGAGGGAGGAUAUCAGCGGAGAACGUCUUUGGAGAUGUACUCACAAGGAGAAAGAUCUCUCUGAAGAACUUCUCUGCGGACGUUCCUCAAAAGAGGAUGAUCUCUGAGGAGAACGUCUACGGAGAUGUACCUGCGAGAAGAAAGACCUUUCUGGAGAACUUCUCUGAAGAUGUUCCGACAAAGAGGAAAAUGUGUCUGGGAAAAGUCUCUGGAGAUGUUCCCACGAGGAGAAAGACAUCCAUGGAGAGCGUGGCUGAACAAGGACCCAGAAAGGCCAAAACUUUAGGGGGGAAAAUGUCUGGAGAUGUACCUGAUAGAAGGGAGACCUGUGGGGGAAACUCAGCUGGUCCUCAAGCCAGAUGCAAGACUACUUCUCUGAGGGGCAUAAUCGACCCUGAACCCAGGAGAGAGAGCUGGUCUGUGGGGGAGGAACGAGAGGCCGGCUCCAGGAAGAGGAGGAAGAUCCGCCCCUCAGGCUUCAGGGGGAAAGGUCAACUUCGCCUGUCAAUCACCCCAGAGGACGAGAAGAUAAGUAUUCAGGUCCUCGAGGCCAGAGGGCUUCUGGGUACAUCCUCCCGAUCAUGUGACUCCUACGUCAAGCUGGCAGUCAUCCCAGACCUAGACCACAGUACCCACAGGAAGACGACCACAGUUCUGGACUGUAAGAACCCUGUGUUCCAGGAAACGUUCCUUCUGGCCAUCACAGCUGAAGAUCAUCAGAAGAGACUGCUGGUGACUGUCUGGAACCGUAACCCCAGCUCCCGGAGGAGUGAGUUCCUGGGCUGCAUGAGCUUUGGAGUCCGCUCUCUCGUCACAGCCUCCAAGGUGAUCAUUGGCUGGUACUACCUCCUGGGGGAGGAGCUAGGGAGAAGCAAGCAUCUGAAGGUGGCGUCUCGGCGAAUCAAACAGCAGCAAGGGGAUGGCGGUCCCAGCAGCACCAGCACCAGCCUGACCAACAGUAACUACGGAACCGCCCCUGAACCAGCCAGCCCAGAGAACAACCAGCAAUACAUGACGGUGACCGUCCUGAGAGGUAAAGAUGGCUACGGCUUCACCAUCUGCUCCGACUCCCCGGUUCGUGUCCAGGCUGUGGACCCCGGGAGCCCCGCCCACCAGGCCGGCCUCCAGCAGGGAGACUCCAUCCUGCAGCUCAACGGACUUCCUGUCGAGCAGUGGAAGUGUGUGGACCUGGCGCAGGCCAUCAGGAACUGUCACAGUGAGAUCUCCAUGGUGGUGUGGCGGAGCCUGCCUGUCAUGAAGCCUUAUUUCGAGGGCCUGAUCCACCAGCCGUCCUACAAACCUCCUGCCCAGGAUGGCGGCUCCCCGCAGGGCAAGAAGCGAGACAAGACGCCCCCCUUGCUGUCGCGGCCCGCGGGCCGCCUGGGCAGACGCAGGCCCGGGUCGGAGGGCAAGGGGGGGUUCGGGGGGCUGGGGACCCUGUGGCGGGACAAGAGGGAGGAGCCAGACUACAAGACCAGGACGCACACACUCAAAGGCACGCGGGUGACCUCAUCAAACGGGGACAACUACAUCAUCCUGUCCCCGGUCAAUCCAGGAAGUCAGAUCCUGCAGCCAGUCUACCAGGACAGGAACGGCACUCUGGGGCGGCUGUACCAGACCCACCCCACCUCCACCAGGCUCCACCAGGCGGGGGGGCUGCUGCAGGACUCGGAGCCCCAGGACAGGGGUGCGGCCUCGCGCCGGGACCACGUCUCCACCAUGGCUCCUCCCCCCUCUGCCUCCGCCUACCAGCGGAGCCACGGAAACUACCAGAACUGCACCAUCGUCCAGUCCCACCUGCCCUACUCCAACUACGGCACCUACGUCACCCUGGCUCCCAAGACCCUCAUCUUCCCCGUGUUCGUCCAGCCUCUGGACCUGUGCAGCCCGGAGAGGACCCUGCUGCUCUCAGAGGAGAUGAUCCUGCAUGAAAACAACCUGCUGCCCAUCAAGGUGACCGUGCUGAUCUACAGCGACCUCCUGCUGCUGACCAGGGAGGACGAGGUGGGGCGCUGCAACGUCCUGCAGAGCCCCCUGUACCUCCACAACCUGCGGCUACGAGAUGUUCCGGCUGAUAUAAUGAGGCUGUACAUCAUCCACUGGACAGAGGUACGUUCCUCAUCCGCUGUUCUCCUCCUUCUUGUCCUCCUCGUCCCACGAAGAGGAGCGAGGGACUGUUUCAGCCUGGAGGCCUACACUGUGGACCAGAAGCGGAGGGUGCACCAGUGUCUCCGUGACAACAUCGACAAGCAGCUGGGCCUCAAACACAUAUCCGAACGCGACGAGGAGCCUAUAGAUGACGUCCAGUGUGACCUGGGGGUCCUCAGUCUGGGCCAGCAGGACUCCCUGUACAGCCACUCUCCAGAGAGACCCCCCUACAGCUGCUCCCCCGAGCCCUACGGGGUAGUCCCGGGCCUGGGGCAGGAGGCCCUCACCCCCCCGGCCCGGAGCCUCACCCCCCCCACCAAGCCCCCCACCCCCCCGGCCCGGAGCCUCACCCCCCUGGUCCUGAGGAGCUCCGAGAACCUGCAUCAGCACUCCCUCCCCACCCCGCCUCCCCUCACCCCCCCUCCCUGCACGGUGGGCAAGACCCGCAAGGUGCUGGAGAGCCCGGUGUGGAGGGAGAGGGACGAGGAGGAGGGGGAGGAGCGAGAGAGGGGAGCGGAGGAGGUGGAGAAAGUGUGGAAGGGGAGGGAGAGGGAGGCGGCGCUGGAGAAGGAGGAGAGGCAGCAGGGCGAGGGGGAGAGCGCCUCCGAGACGUCCGAGACGGCGGGCGCCGGCGCCCUGCCCCUCUCCUCCUCCCCGUCCCCCUCCUCCCCCCUGGCCCUCCCGGACCUCCGGCCGGACCAGGCCUCGCCCACGGAGCCCUCGCCCUCCCCGGACGAGGACGAGGAGAGCGACGAAGACGAGGAGGGGUGCGGGGGGCGGGGCGGCGCCGGGCGCGGCGGGGGCCGGACGUCGCUCCACAGACGCACCCUCAGCGAGGGCAGCCUCCUCCAGGAGCCCCGCUCUCCUCGGUUCAUUUCGGACAGCACCCUGCAUCACCUGACCCGCCCCGGCCCCCCUGGGGGGCCCCCGGUCCACUGGGCCCCCCAGCCCUCCCCACAGACCCUGAGAAGGGAACUGACCCGCGAGGGGGGCUCGGUGUGCAGGAUGUACAUGCUGCUGUCUGGAAGGACGGAAUGUGGCCAGUGGGACUGCAGCUGUGAGUCUGGACAAGCACACAGAAAAAAGAACAAGACCAAGAGUCUGGCUAAGGACAUGAAGAACCGGCUGACCUUCCUGCGUCGGAGGAACGACCUUCACAGUGCCGCUCCCGCCCAAGGCCUGGAGAAACUCCUCAAGUCCGCCAGACCAGCUCCAGAGGAGGUGUUUAAGUGGGGGGAGAGCUUAGACACACUGUUGGCCCACAAACUGGGGCGUCACGGUGUUCCGGGGCUUUCUGAGGUGAACCUGGACUCAUGGACGCGCGAAGCUACCGAGCAGAACCUGCAGAACCCAGGCGGCCUGACUACUUCCUGUUUCCUGUUAGCCCAGAGCAGGAUCUACAGCCUGAUGGAAAAGGACUGUUACCCACGCUUCCUACGCUCCGCCCUCUACCUGGAUCUGACCAACCACAGGCGUGGCCUCACACGGCAGACCAAUCAGAAUAGACCUCUCUCCAUGGUGGAGCUUCCGCGGUCGACCUCCACCUCCGUCAUCUUCUCCCCCAGCGUGGCGAGGACGUGCCGCAGCUCGGCCCCCAUCACCGUGCCGUUGCCCUCCUUGUCGAAGACGCGCAGCCCCUCCACAAAGUCCUCGAAGGUGCCCUGCUCCUUGGAGCGCGAGAUGUGCUGCAGCAUGGGCAGGAAGGUGUCGAAGUCUAGCAGCUCCCGGUGCAUCUCCUCCGGCUUGGGCUUCCCCAGCAGCUUGAGGACCUCUGCGUUGGUGAUCUUCAUCUCGCCCGCCGGCGUCUCGUCGAACAGGGUGAAGGCGUCCCGGAACUCCUCGAUCUGGUCCGGGCUGAACUCCAGAACCACGCUCUUCAGGUCCAGCUCGGGCUCCUUGGCCGGUAACGGUUCCACGGGCUUGGGGGGUUCCUCCUCCUUCUUCGGCUCCGGCUUCUUGGGUUCCACUUUCUUGGGUUCUACUUUCUUCGGGGCCAUGUCGCCUGCUCGUGUGACCGUGCUGAUCUACAGCGACCUCCUGCUGCUGACCAGGGAGGACGAGGUGGGGGCGCUGCAACGUCCUGCAGAGCCCCCUGUACCUCCACAACCUGCGGGCUACGAGAUGAGGAGCGAGGGACUGUUCAGCCUGGAGGCCUACACUGUGGACCAGAAGCGGAGGGAGCCUAUAGAUGACGUCCAGUGUGACCUGGGGGUCCUCAGUCUGGGCCAGCAGGACUCCCUGUACAGCCACUCUCCAGAGAGACCCCCCUACAGCUGCUCCCCCGAGCCCUACGGGGUAGUCCCGGGCCUGGGGCAGGAGGCCCCUCACCCCCCCCGAGGCCCGGAGCCUCACCCCCCCCCCACCAAGCCCCCCACCCCCCCGGCCCCGGAAGCCUCACCCCCCUGGCCCCUCCCGGACCUCCGGCCGGACCAGGCCUCGCCCACGGAGCCCUCGCCCUCCCCGGGACGAGGACGAGGAGAGCGACGAAGACGAGGAGGGGUGCGGGGGGCGGGGCGGCGCCGGGCGCCGGCGGGGGCCGGACGUCGCUCCACAGACGCACCCUCAGCGAGGGCAGCCUCCUCCAGGAGCCCCCGCUCUCCUCGGUUCAUUUCGGACAGCACCCUGCAUCACCUGACCCGCCCCGGCCCCCCUGGGGGGCCCCCCGGUCCACUGGGCCCCCCAGCCCUCCCCACAGACCCUGAGAAGGGAACUGACCCGCGGAGGGGGGCUCGGGCUAAGGACAUUGAAGAACCGGCUGACCUUCCUGCGGUCGGAGGAACGACCUUCACAGUGCCAGCUCCGCCCAAGGCCUGGAGAAACUCCUCAAGUCCGCCAGACCAGCUCCAGAGGAGUGGCGUCACGGUGUUCCGGGGCUUUCUGAGGUCUGAAUUCAGCGAGGAGAACCUGGACUUCUGGUUGGCCUGUGAGAAGUUCCGUCAGACCAGGACGCAGUCCAAGAUGGCCGCCCGGGCCAAGAAGAUCUUCUCCGAGUUCAUCUGCACUCAGGCCUGCAAGGAGGUGAACCUGGACUCAUGGACGCGCGAAGCUACCGAGCAGAACCUGCAGAACCCAGGCGGCCUGACUACUUCCUGUUUCCUGUUAGCCCAGAGCAGGAUCUACAGCCUGAUGGAAAAGGACUGUUACCCACGCUUCCUACGCUCCGCCCUCUACCUGGAUCUGACCAACCACAGGCGUGGCCUCACACGGCCAGACCAAUCAGAAUAG